Messenger RNA from Talaromyces amestolkiae, 2574 nucleotides. RefSeq lists its product as uncharacterized. The coding region runs from base 1 to 2574 and encodes 857 amino acids. The transcript has 3 exons. Lineage: Eukaryota; Fungi; Ascomycota; Eurotiomycetes; Eurotiales; Trichocomaceae. The record is from RefSeq and is a predicted model, not a curated record. Gene Ontology annotation, cellular component: cytoplasm.
AUGGCCGCAGGUACAGAUAAACCGAUCCUGCCCUCAAAGGCUGGGGCCAACACUGCGUCUGGAACCAACGCAUCCAUUCGUCUAGAAAAGGGUAAACCUGGUGUCAGACGCUCCACACCAGAUUCCGAAGCUCUUACAUCUUCCGAUGACGAGUUCGAACAUCUUCACCAAGUAACGACGGCUCAUACUGCGCCCAUAGCAAAGCCAGCUCGUCGCACAUCUUGGCUCAACGAGGUUCCCCAAAACCUACCCCGAAAGGCUUCGUUGACGACAGCAGGUUCUCUUGCGUCUCCCGGGAUCCCUUCCUCGUCAGCUGCUGACCAGCCGGGUUGGGCUGCCGCUACUAGCCCUAGCCUGAACAGUUCCAUGUCCUGGGGUCAUGGAGGAAGCUUCCCUUGGGCUACUGGCAUCUGGACAUCCGAGACAAGAAAAGAACCACCACCGAGAUUGACUGAAUUGAGCCAGUCGCCGACAAUGCCUAGUAUGGCAGUCACGAGUUCCGGCGCCGAUGAAAUACUCAGUCCUACCGCACGGUCCAUGACUGGCGAAUCUUCCAUUCCGUUUACUAUCCCUCUUCACCCCACUCCAAAAACCUACCGAUCACAGUCUUACUCCGUUGGCCAACUUGAUCCAGAGACAAUGAAUAUGAUGUCAACCGCCACUACCAAUCAGCUCGGCGGAGUGCGUGGCCGUCCUGGAAACCAGGUUGGAGGACUUCAGCACCGAACUUCGCGGCCUAGUAUGCUGGAAGACCUUGGUCAUGACCCUGCACUCUUGGGUCGCGUGCGGGAAGAUGACGCUGAUGAUGAAGAGAAUGCAAAUGAACUGAACGAAACCCAAUCGUACACUUCUAACCAAGCACGAACGAUUGAGCAAUUAACAAGAGAGAAUGCUCUCUUGCGACAAGCCGCCCGUUUCGACGGAGCUCGCCUGAGAGACCGUGCUGUUUCAUCCGCAUCCAUUAACAGUAACUACUCUCUUCAGAAUGGCUUGCACAGUUUGCAUCGUAUCCAAGGCAGCGUACCAGAAGAGUCUGAUCUUGCCGUGGAGGACUUGGAUGAGCUCGGUGUUAUUCCUGGGUACGGUGGCCUUCGAAACAGUGGCCGUCGAAGAUUAUCCGAACAUUCAGCCAACCUUGAACGACAGCUCGCUGCCUUCGGCUCGGUCGAGAAUAGACCUUUAGAAAAUCUCAAGCGAGCCCACUGGCAGACUUCACUUGGAUUUGGCAGUAUUGGAGAGCUAUCCCAGAGCAGGCGCCAUUCGUUUGCAGAUAUCCCUACUAGACAUGGAUCAGUUGGGUCAAUCGGUGAGAACCCUUCGCAAAUGGGUUCUCUGGGAGGUCUCCACGAUCAUGAAGACGAUUUCGCUAGUGCUCUUGAAGGGGCACUUUCAACACCGACAGCUGAACAUCCUUCAUAUUAUUCUUCUCGUGACCCCCUUCGUGGUGAAAUGUCUCCAUCUCUACAUCAAGCGUACAAUGUACCUCCGGCGUAUGGUCGACCUCAUUCAGGACUAGCACAGCCUCACCAGAACCAGCGACUGUAUAUCGUGACAUUCAAAUGCCACCGUGCAGAUGUUUUUUAUAUACAAGAAGACACUGGACUCCAAGUCAACCCGGGUAACCUGGUGAUUGUUGAAGCAGACCGUGGGACAGAUCUCGGAACUAUUCAGCAUGCCAAUGUAACCUGGCAAGAGGCGAGGGAGCUAAAAGAAAAGUUUGCAGAAGAGCACUACAAAUGCUUGAUGAUGUUCUCUCGUCAAAACCAGGGUGGAGCAUCCCAUGUAGUCAAUUCAAGCUUGGGAGGGCGCAGCGCUGUGGGUGGUAUGAGUCCAACUGGUACCCAUGGAGCUCAUGAGCCUCAAUCGACAGAGAUCAAACCCAAGUUGAUCAAGCGGCUUGCACAGAAUCACGAGAUUUUGACUCUUCGUGACAAAGAAGGAAAUGAAGCGAAAGCCAAGCGCGUGUGCCAGCAAAAAGUCGUUGAACAUAGGCUUAACAUGGAGAUCCUUGACGCCGAAUUCCAAAUGGACUGGAAAAAGUUGACAUUCUACUAUUUUGCCGACUCCUAUAUCAAUUUCAAUUCCCUGGUUACAGACCUCUUCAAAAUCUACAAAACUCGGAUCUGGAUGUCUGCAAUCAACCCAGCUUCCUUUGUCACACCAACCGCUGGGCUUCAACUUCCGGGUGUCGGGCCUGUUGGAUACACUCCAGAGCCCUCGGCUGAUCGUCGGCAUCCUCCCGAAAGUCGAAACUACGGUAUUUCGCCUUUAUCCCAAACACCCCCGAAUCUUCGUGAGGCUCUGGAGCGAGGUGAUUUUGCCGGUGGAAAUGCCGCUCUUCGCAAUACUUAUAUCGACCAAUACCAAGGGUUGGGCUCAGGUGCUCGGCAACACGACACGGCCUUUGGUCCCGGUAGUCCAUCGCAUGAUCCGUUUUCGUCGAUUCCGUCAAAUGGUUAUGGUUUCCUGGAUUCAACAGGUUCGGACUACAUUCGGGCAGCCUCUAACCAGCGGGUCGAACACCCUCAAGCAGACUGGGUUGGAGGAUUCCAGGGAUUGUCACUUAAUUCCUGA